GCGGCAGCUCCAAGUCCCCCCAGUGCGCCGCCAUGUUGUCGGAGUGAGAGGCAGAGGUAGGGAGACGGCUCCGGGGGCUGAGAGAAACAACGACUCAAUCUGACUCCAUCCUCCCGCUCCGCCCGUGUUGGUGGAAUGAGCGUUGCAUGUGUCUUGAAGAGGAAAACAGUUCUCUGGCAGGACUCCUUCAGCCCCCACCUCAAACAGUACCAAGAAGGCACACUUAACCACAAUAUGCCCGUGGUCCUGACAAAUGGACCGGUGGGCCAGCAGCAGCCACCGCCUCCAAAUCAUUCUAAUUUGGCUAGUGGUCCCCAUGCAAGCCCUGUUGGAAGUGCAAUGGGAGUGGCUGGUCGCUCCCAGGACGAUGCAAUGGUUGACUAUUUCUUCCAAAGACAGCAUGGCGAGCAGCUUGGGACUGGCGGCAGUGGUGGAGGUGGCUAUAACAAUAGCAAGCAUCGCUGGCCCACUGGAGAUAACAUCCAUGCAGAGCAUCAGGUGCGCUCAAUGGAUGAGUUAAAUCAUGAUUUUCAGGCUUUAGCACUUGAAGGAAGGCCAGUGGGUGAACAACUAUUGCCUAGCAAAAAAUUCUGGGAGAGUGAUGAUUCAAACAAGGAUGGACCAAAAGGCAUUUUCUUAUCGGAUCAGUGGCGUGACAGUGCAUGGGGAGCAUCAGACCAUUCAGUCUCACAGCCCAUCAUGGUCCAGCGGCGGCCAGGUCAAGGUUUUCAUGUCAGCAGUGAGGUUAACUCUGUGCUCUCCCCUCGUUCUGAGAGUGGUGGCCUGGGAGUCAGCAUGGUCGAGUAUGUGCUCAGCUCCUCUCCUGGAGACUCCUGCCUGAGGAAAGGAUUCGUAAGUGCCUCUCCCUUAAUACAAACAAGGGGGGGUGCCCUUCGAUUGCCAAGAUAUAGAAAAAUGCAGGGGCCAAGAGAUUCGGAAGGAGAUGAAAAUGACAAGGGAGACAAAAAGAACAAAGGUGUCUAUGAAGGGGACAAGUUAGGUGAUCUGAAAGAGGAAGGGGAUAGUAUGGAUAAAGCCAAUGGACUACCGGUCCAAAAUGGGAUUGAUGGAGAUGUGAAGGAUUUCAGCCGUACCCCAGGAAACUGUCAGAAUUCUGCUAAUGAGGUUGAUCUCCUCGGGCCCAACCAGAAUGGUUCAGAAGGACAAGCUCAACUUUCAAAUAGUAAUGGAACUAAACAAGUGGAGGAUUUUGGUGGUAUGGAGUCCCAAAAUGUACAGCUGGAUCAUAUGGAGCAUGUUGGUAUGGAACCAUUACAAUUUGACUACCAGGGCAACCAAGUGCCUGUUGAUUCAGGUGCCACUCCUGUGGGCCUCUUUGACUAUAAUUCUCAGCAGCAGCUGUUCCAAAGACCGAAUGCCCUCGCAGUCCAGCAACUGACAGCUGCACAGCAGCAACAAUAUGCUUUGGCAGCAGCGCACCAGCCACACAUAGGUAUGUUUUCAGCAGGUUUAGCUCCCGCUGCCUUCGUCCCAAACCCCUACAUAAUCAGUGCGGCACCUCCUGGAACAGACCCAUAUGCUGCAGGACUAGCAGCAGCAGCAACUCUUGGUCCAGCAGUGGUCCCUCACCAGUAUUACGGUGUGACUCCCUGGGGGGUGUACCCAGCCAAUCUCUUCCAGCAACAAGCAGCAGCUGCUGCUGCAGCCAGCAACUCAGCCUCCCAGCAGAAUAACCCACAGAACCAGCAGGGACAACAACAGGUACUGCGUGCUGGGGGCAACCAGCGGCCCUUAACGCCCAACCAGAACCAACAGGGUCAGCAGAAUGAUCAGCUUGUGGCAGCUGCAGCUGUGAACUCUGCCCUUGCCUUUGGACAAGGUCUAGCUGCAGGCAUGCCUGGCUACCCAGUACUUGCACCUGCUGCUUACUAUGACCAAACAGGGGCGCUGGUUGUUAACACAGGAGCCAGGAACGGUCUAGGGGGUCCUGUUCGGUUAGUAGCUCCAGCCCCAGUUAUCAUCAGCCCUUCUGCUGCUCAAGCAGCAGUUGCAGCAGCUGCCGCCAAUGCCAAUGGUCCAGGAGGCUCAAACAAUGGACCUUUCCGCCAGUUAAGUUCUCAACAACAGCAGGGUCAACCACAACCACAAGGCAAUCAGAAUUUGGCAUCCAGCUCCUUUUACGGCAACAACUCCCUGACCAGCAACUCCCAAAGCAGCUCUUUGUUUUCUCAGAGUUCCGGUCAGCCAGCAAAUAGUUCAUUAGGUUUUGGAAGUAGUGGAUCACUUGGUGCCUCACUAAGUUCGGCUCUUGGUGGUUUUGGGACAGCAGUUGCCAAUUCCAAUACUGGUAGUGGAUCUCGACGUGAUUCACUUACUGGCAGCAGUGAUCUGUACAAGAGGACUUCCAGCAGUCUUACCCCCAUUGGUCACAGCUUCUACAAUGGACUUGGCUUCUCCUCUUCACCAGGUCCUGUAGGCAUGCCUCUACCCAGCCAAGGACCCAGCCACUCCCAAACACCUCCACCUUCCUUAUCCUCGCAUGGGUCAUCUUCCAGUCUUAACCUUGGGGGGCUGACAAAUGGUAGUGGGCGCUAUAUAUCUGCAGCACCAGGAGCAGAAGCAAAGUAUCGCAGCGCCAGUAGUGCAUCCAGCCUGUUUAGUCCAAGUAGUACACUCUUUCCAUCCACCCGCCUUCGCUAUGGCAUGUCUGAUGUCAUGCCUUCUGGUCGAAGCAGAUUGCUUGAGGACUUCCGUAACAACCGCUAUCCGAACCUUCAGCUCCGUGAAAUUGCAGGCCAUAUUAUGGAAUUCUCUCAAGAUCAGCAUGGCUCUAGGUUUAUUCAGCUUAAGCUGGAACGAGCAACUCCAGCAGAGAGACAACUGGUUUUCAAUGAGAUUCUACAGGCUGCCUAUCAGCUGAUGGUUGAUGUUUUUGGCAAUUAUGUUAUACAGAAGUUUUUUGAGUUCGGCAGCCUAGAUCAGAAGUUGGCGUUGGCAGAACGGAUUCGUGGGCAUGUACUUUCCCUGGCCCUGCAGAUGUAUGGAUGUAGAGUGAUUCAGAAGGCAUUGGAGUUCAUUCCACCUGAUCAGCAAGUCAUCAAUGAGAUGGUCCGAGAGCUAGAUGGCCACGUUUUGAAAUGCGUGAAGGACCAGAAUGGGAAUCAUGUGGUACAGAAAUGUAUAGAGUGUGUGCAACCACAGUCCCUGCAGUUUAUCAUUGAUGCCUUCAAAAGCCAGGUAUUUGCACUCUCUACACAUCCAUAUGGGUGUAGAGUGAUCCAGCGGAUCCUGGAGCACUGCCUUCCAGAGCAGACACUGCCCAUUCUAGAGGAGUUACACCAACAUACUGAGCAACUUGUACAGGAUCAAUAUGGUAACUAUGUCAUUCAACAUGUUUUGGAACAUGGGCGACCAGAGGAUAAGAGUAAAAUUGUUGCAGAGAUUCGGGGUAAUGUUCUGGUUCUGAGCCAGCACAAAUUUGCAAGUAAUGUUGUGGAGAAGUGUGUGACACACGCAUCCCGUACAGAGCGAGCUAUGUUGAUAGACGAGGUUUGCACAAUGAAUGAUGGGCCUCAUAGUGCCUUAUACACCAUGAUGAAGGACCAGUAUGCCAACUACGUAGUACAGAAAAUGAUUGAUGUGGCAGAACCAGCUCAACGUAAGAUUGUCAUGCACAAGAUCCGACCACACAUCGCCACUCUCCGUAAAUACACAUAUGGCAAGCACAUCCUUGCCAAACUGGAGAAGUAUUAUAUGAAGAAUGGCAUGGAUCUGGGUCCAAUGUGUGGGCCCUCAAAUGGCAUCAUCUAGAGAUCUUCCUGAAACAACUGUAUCUCCCACCUUUGCCCACCGUGUGGGAGAUGCAGGGUGUAGCUCUGACCUUCAACCUUUGUAAAUGUCUUUAAUUUUAUUACACUCAGUGUAUUAAUUAUUAUUAUUAUUUUUUUUUAAAAAUCAACUUAACCCCCACUGUAUUUCUGUAUAGAAUCACUUGUACAUAUCUUGUACAUGUCCUGCCCUUUUGCUGGAUGCAUAUACUUUUAUGUGUGUGCUCCAACGUCCUUGUGAAUAAAUUUGCUCUCUAAGUCCAAAAGGUUAAUGAAUUUUUUAAGCCAAAAAAAACAAAAACAUUUUUCCCUUUUGCUUAUUUUUAAACAUUCUUUGUUUAACCAGAGUUCUCCAUUUCUACUUGUACGUAUAUAUACACUUUUUUUCUUUUUUUUGGUUUAUUCUCCGAGCAAAUUCUGUUUUAUUGUGCAGAAAUUGGGAAGAAUCGAGGCAGGUGUACAACUGCCAUUUUUAUGACUGUAUUUUUGAUUUCAAGAAAAGAUUUACUUUAGCAUGUCCACUUAAAUUCUAACCCUUGUACCCUUUUUUCGCUUUGUAUAAAUAUGUAGUGUAUACUUGAUAUAGAUAUUUGCAUAUAUAUAUAAAACUUUGUAGUAUUUUUUUCUUUUAGUUUUUUUGAUGUUUAAAAUACAGAUGUAUCCUGCAGUUAGUGGACAUAAACCCUUUUGACUGUAAAAUUGUACAUUUGUAAAACCUCAGUAAUGUAAAUGUGAGUUUGAAAAUUGACAUAACCCCCUUCCUUUUUGGUAAGAGAUAAGAAAAGGCAAAAAAGACAAAAAAAAAAUCUUUAGGCCAAACUGUGCAUUUCCAGAAUUCUUCUACAGAUUUAUUGGUCGUGAUGUUGUAAAUUGUAAAUUGUAAUUUCAGCCAGACAAGACAAAAAAAAUUCAUUCUUUUUCUUCCCCCUUUUUUAGUUGGUGUUUAAAUCUAAUUUUAUUUCCCUUAAUUGGAUAAUUGUAAAAAUUGCUCCAAAUUACUGAAGAAAACUUUUAAAGUAGCUGACCGCAAAUUAGUGUCUGAUUCUCUAUGAAAUCAAGCAGCCCUUAUACGUUUGGAGAUCCUGUUAGUUAUUCCUUCCUGUACAGACUAUAAUAAUGUUUUUGUUUUGCAUUUUGUCUCACUUGUAAGUUGCUGUAACAUAUUGUCCACUUAAUUCUUUCUUGUUUGAAUAUACAAAUGUAAUAGUUAAACGGUGUAUAUUUACAACAGACAUAAGAACCCCUCUUUGUGUAUAUUACAAAUGCAAUUUUUUCCAAGCACACUUGUUUAACCGUAUGUGUAUAAUUAAGAAUCCCCUUUUCUGUUGCCAGAUGGAGUGGAAAGAGGGCAAUAGGGAAGGGGCAUUAUCGGCCCUGUGGAUGCUUCUGAAUUAGCAAUUAUUUUUUGUACUUUGUGUAGAAUGUCUAUAAACGAUGUGUGAUCUUUAUUUUGAAAAUUACAGAACUUUGGAAUCUCAA
Messenger RNA from Pelobates fuscus (common spadefoot toad), 5267 nucleotides. RefSeq names its product pumilio RNA binding family member 1 (gene PUM1). Lineage: Eukaryota; Metazoa; Chordata; Amphibia; Anura; Pelobatidae. The record is from RefSeq and is a predicted model, not a curated record. Gene Ontology annotation, molecular function: mRNA 3'-UTR binding. The transcript has 22 exons. Gene Ontology annotation, cellular component: cytosol; cytoplasm. Gene Ontology annotation, biological process: miRNA processing; regulation of mRNA stability. The coding region runs from base 136 to 3771 and encodes 1211 amino acids.